Messenger RNA from Cucurbitaria berberidis CBS 394.84, 1583 nucleotides. RefSeq names its product alpha/beta-hydrolase. The record is from RefSeq and is a predicted model, not a curated record. Gene Ontology annotation, biological process: lipid catabolic process. The transcript is spliced from 3 exons. The coding region runs from base 484 to 1440 and encodes 318 amino acids. Lineage: Eukaryota; Fungi; Ascomycota; Dothideomycetes; Pleosporales; Cucurbitariaceae.
CAAAGCGAUGCGCAUCUAAUCAACAGUCCAGACUUUCGCGAUCCGAUAAUAUCAAUGUGAUCAGCCCUGGCCUGGAUGGACUGUGCAACUCGUACCGCCUCGAGACGCCGCCCCACAAGCCACCUUCCACUCCCAGCCAAUGAUACCACAGAAGCCCUCACCCACCGUGACAAGCUCAAGUGACCAAACAAGCCUCCUGAUAUACGCGCCGACCAAUAAUUUCUAUGGCCUACGGUUUUGCAAAGAGAAACGGGAGGAGCGGGACGUAGCGCAGUAGCUAUGCUUUCCUCUUGUGGGCGUCGAGAUAUUGCUUUGCGUGACAAAUGCAGCAUGGCUCCCGCUAGAACGAGCACUUGUGAUAAGUGAGGAAGUGUUUUUGGUGUAUAUGAGAGCCCAUCGAGCCUUCUUGUGUCUUUCGGUGGUCUCUAACGCGCUCUACUGCGUUGUACAGUCUCUCUUUUCAAUUCGUCAUUCUUUAAAAACAUGGGUUUAAUCUCGUCACUCAUUUUUGCGGUACUACUCGGUGCUCUUACCGGCAAUGCCGCGCCGCUCAUUCAGAAAAGAGGGAUCGGAGCCGAUCUCCUCGCCAGGUUCAAGUUAAUGGAGCAAUAUGCUUCAGCAGCUUACUGUGCAAACAACUACAACUCGCCGGGCGACCAGGUUGAAUGUGCUUCUGGCAAUUGUCCGCUUGUGCAGGAUGCGGACUCGGCUACCGUGGCCGAGUAUAGUCGGGAGGAGACUGCCACCGACGUAACAGGUUUCGUAGCAGUCGAUCAUACCAACAAGCUGAUCAUCGUUUCCUUCCGCGGUUCCACCUCCAUCGACGCCUGGCGCACGAACUUCGAGUUUGACACGACAGCAACCGAUAUCUGCUCCGGAUGUACCGCCCACCAUGGCUUCUGGAACUCAUGGCUGGACGCACGAGACCGCGUAAUUCCAGCCGUUAAACAAGCAUCCACCACCUUCCCCAGCUACCAGAUUACGGUGACUGGGCACUCUCUCGGUGCUGCCAUUGCCACGCUCGGUGCUGCUCAACUACGAAACUCAGGCUAUACCGCUGCACUAUAUACUUUUGGCUCUCCGCGGAUUGGAGGAACCAAGAUCAGUUCGUACAUUUCGAAUCAGUCUGGUGGUAAUUAUAGGGUUACGCAUUGGAAUGACCCUGUGCCCAAGCUUCCGCUGUUGACAAUGGGCUACGUACAUACCAGUCCUGAGUACUAUAUCAAUAAGCCAAAUAAGAAGGAUGUGCUAUCGGGGGAUAUCCAAAUCUAUGAGGGAGCGAUAAACCUGAGGGGAAAUACGGCGUGGCUUUUAAUAGAUAUUGAGGCGCAUAGGUGGUAUUUUGGAAGUGUAUAUACGUGUGAUGCUAAGAAGGGCAAGAGGGGAGGAUUGGAGAUUAGGGGAGUUGAGGGGGGUGUAGAUAUUGUUGCAACGUUCUGAAGUGAAUAUUUAGGAUUCAUAAAGAAUAUAUUAAGUACUGUAAUGGGACGCUUCAAAGUCGGGGCUGAGGGGUAUCUUCGAAACAGGAAUACAAUUAACACUCCACGAUAUCCUCCUCCUCUUCCAACUCAUCGCUCGUAUGU